Messenger RNA from Guillardia theta CCMP2712, 709 nucleotides. RefSeq lists its product as hypothetical. The transcript has a single exon. The record is from RefSeq and is a predicted model, not a curated record. The coding region runs from base 142 to 675 and encodes 177 amino acids. Lineage: Eukaryota; Cryptophyceae; Pyrenomonadales; Geminigeraceae.
UGUGGAAAACAGCUCGGAAGCAAGCUCAGGAUCAGACAUGGAAGAAGAUGGGUCAUUGAACAGUGGAGCAGACAACGAUGAGGCCACUCCAGGCGAAGACCAAUCAUUGAAUGAUGACGAAGUAGAGGGCGAUUGGUUCGAAUGGGGGGGGGCCGCCACAUGGUUCCUGCAGAUUUCGAAUGGCCACAGAAAGUAUCAGUCAGAAACAUGAUGACGUAUUGGUAUCAAGGGCGGAUUAGAAGCAUUGAUGGAAGGGUACAAAGAAUCAGACCAUUUUAUAACUUUUACAAACUGAAUUUGAGGCAUGACUUGAAAACGAAACCCAGCAGGAGGAAUCUUUACAAAGCAAGGUGCGUGAUGAUGGAGAUAGAGAAGAUUUGCCGGGAGAACGGAACGAUUGGUGAACAAGGCGAGAUACGGGCAGACAACAUCCAGGAAUGUUACGACAAAGCCUUUCAUGUGCUGGUUGAGAGAGCAUACGGGAAGUCGGCAUGGCAGAGGCGUGAACUCAAGCACAGAUAUGAACAGCUGAGUUACAUCACGUUUUGCAACAAGUUACACUUGGAGAAGGAUAGGACGACAGCUCGACCUGAACACACACAAGACUCCAUGGAGUCUUCAGAUGAGAGUAGGGAAAGAACGACAUAUGCUGCAGCAUUGUUGAAAGACUUAUGACAGUGGGAUGGGAAUGAAGAUGAACAUAUGUUUC